UGUCUUCUGUUGUUUCCUCUUUUAGGAUCUGAUGCUGUCGCUUGCCAACAAAAAAUCAAGUCUAAUUUGAGGGAGAAGUUCAGGUGUGUGUUUGAGGGAAUCGCUAAAGCAGGACAGCGAACCGAUCUGAAUGACUUCUACACAGAGCUCUUCAUCACAGAGAGAGGCAGUGGAGAGGUCAACAAGGAACAUGAGGUCAGACUGAUUGAAAAACCUUCCAGGAAACCAGCCAAGGAGGAAACACCAAUCGGAUGUGAGGACAUCUUUAAACCCUUACAUGGACAAGAUCAAAUCAGGACAAUAAUGACAACUGGAGUGGCCGGCAUUGGUAAAACUGUCUUAACACACAAGUUCACUCUGGACUGGGCUGAAGGCAAAACCAAUCACGACAUACACUUCACAUUUCUCCUCACUUUCAGAGAGAUGAAUUUACUGAAAGGGAAAGAGUUUAGCUUGGUGGAACUGCUUCAUCACUUCUUUAUUGAGACCAAAGAAGCAGGAAUCUGCAGAUUCCACCGGUUCCAAGUUGUCUUCAUCUUGGAUGGUCUGGAUGAGUGUCGACUUCCUCUGGACUUCCAGAACGACCCGAUCUGGACUGAUGUCACAAAGUCCACCUCGGUGGAAGUGCUAUUGACAAACCUCAUCAGGGGCGACCUGCUUCCCUCCGCUCGCAUCUGGAUAACCACACGCCCUGCGGCAGCCAAUCAGAUCCCUGCUGAGUGUGUUGACCAGGUGACAGAGGUGAGAGGGUUCACUGACCCACAGAAGGAGGACUACUUCAGGAAGAGAUUCAGAGAGGAGACGCUGGCCAGCACAAUCAUCUCCCACGUCAGGAAAUCACGAAGCCUCCACAUCAUGUGUCACAUCCCAGUCUUCUGUUGGAUCACUGCAACAGUUCUGGAGGACCUUUUCAAAACAUCCCAGAAUAGAGAAGAGAUGCCCAAGACCGUGACUCAGAUGUACAGCCACUUCCUGAGGGUUCAGUCCAUACAGGGGGACAGGAAGUACCAUGGGAGAUCUGAAAAAGAUCCACACUGGAGUUCAGAGAGCAGGGAGAUCAUUGUUUCUCUGGGAAAACUGGCUUUUAACCAGCUGAAGAAAGGCAACCUGAUCUUCUACGAGGCAGACCUGGCAGAGUGUGAAAUCAAUAUCAGAGCAGCCUCAGUAUACUCAGGAGUGUUCACACAGAUCUUUAAAGAGGAGUGUGGGCUGUACCAGGACAAGGUGUUCUGCUUUGUCCAUCUGAGCAUCCAGGAGUAUCUUGCUGCCCUUUAUGUCUUCGGGUCCUUUAUAAACACUGGGGUCAAUCUGCUCACAGAAGAACAGCCAACCUCUGGUAAAAAUAAACACCUCCUCUUCUACCAGAGUGCUGUGGACAAGGCCUUACAGAGUGAGAACGGACACCUGGAUUUGUUCCUCCGCUUCCUCUUGGGCCUCUCUCUGGAGACCAAUCAGAUUGUCCUACGAGGUCUGCUGGGACAGACAGGGAGUAGAUCACUGAUCACUCAGAUUAAACAACAUCUCCUGGAACAGACAGGAAGGGGCUCACAAACCAAGAAGAAAACAGUGUCUUACAUCAAGAUGAAGAUUGAUGGAGAUCUCUCUCCAGAGAGAAGCAUCAAUCUGUUCCACUGUCUGAAUGAGCUGAAUGACCGUUCUCUAGUGGAGGAGAUCCAACAGUCCCUGACAUCAGGAAGUCUCUUCAAAACACGUGUCUCUCCUGCUCAGUGGUCAGCUCUGGUCUUCAUUUUACUGUCAUCAGAAGUGGAGCUGGACGUGUUUGACCUGAAGAAAUACUCAGCUUCAGAGGAGGGUCUUCUGCGGCUGCUGCCAGUUAUCAAAGCCUCCAAAAGAUCCCUGCUGAAUGGCUGUCAUCUGUCAGAGAGAUGCUGUGAAGCUCUGGCCUCAGUUCUCAGCUCCAACUCCUCUAGUCUGAGAGAGCUGGACCUGAGUACCAAUGAUCUGCAGGAUUCAGGAGUUAAGCUGUUCUGUGCUGGACUGGGGAGUCCACACUGUACACUGGAAACUCUCAGGCUUGAUGGCUGUCAUCUGUCAGAGAGAUGCUGUGAAGCUCUGGCCUCAGUUCUCAGCUCCAACUCCUCUAGUCUGAGAGAGCUGGACCUGAGUACCAAUGAUCUGCAGGAUUCAGGAGUGAGGCUGCUCUCUGCUGGACUGGGAAGUCCACACUGUACACUGGAAACUCUCAGGCUGAAUUGCUGUAAUCUGUCAGAGAGAUGCUGUGAAGCUCUGGCCUCAGUUCUCAGCUCCAACUCCUCUAGUCUGAGAGAGCUGGACCUGAGUACCAAUGAUCUGCAGGCUUCAGGAGUGAAGCUGCUCUCUGCUGGAAUGGGGAGUCCACACUGUACACUGGAAACUCUCAGGCUGAAUCGCUGUAAUCUGUCAGAGAGAUGCUGUGAAGCUCUGGCCUCAGUUCUCAGCUCCAACUCCUCUAGUCUGAGAGAGUUGGACCUGAGUACCGAUGAUUUGGAGGAUUCAGGAGUGAAGCUACUCUCUGCUGGACUGGGGAGUCCACACUAUACACUGGAAACUCUCAGGCUGCAUCGCUGUCAGCUGUCAGAGAGAAGCUGUGAAGCUCUGGCCUCUCUUCUUAGCUCCAACUCCGCUAGUCUGAGAGAGCUGGACCUGAGUACCAAUGAUCUGCAGGAUUCAGGAGUGAAGCUGCUCUCUGCUGGACUGGGGAGUCCACACUGUAGACUGGAAACUCUCAGGCUGAAUGGGUGUCAUCUGUCAGAGAGAUGCUGUGAAGCUCUGGCCUCAGUUCUUAGCUCCAACUCCUCUAGUCUGAGAGAGCUGGACAUGAGUACCAAUGAUCUGCAGGAUUCAGGAGUGAAGCUGCUCUCUGCUGGACUUGGGAGUCCACACUGCACACUGGAAACUCUCAGCUUAUCUGGCUGCCUUGUCACACAGGAAGGCUGUGCUUCUCUGGCCUCAGCGCUGAGCUCCAACCCCUCCCAUCUGAGAGAGCUGGACCUGAGCUACAAUCACCCAGGAGACUCUGGAGCUGCGCUGCUCUCUGCUGGACUGGAGGAUCCACGCUGGAGACUGGACACUCUCAGUGUGGAGCAAGGUGGAGCGUGGAGGCUGAAACCAGCUCUUAAGAAGUAUGCCUGUGGACUCACACUGGACCCCAACACGGCCAACGGACUCCUCUCUCUGUCUGAGGACAACAGGAUGGUGACGCUGGUUGGAGAGAACCAGUCGUAUCCGUCACACCCAGAGAGAUUUGACUGCCAGUCCCAGGUGUUGGGUAGAGAGGCUCUGACUGGCCGCUGUUACUGGGAGGUAGAGAGGAAAGGACAGGUUGAUAUAGGAGUGACAUACAGAGGAAUCACAAGGAGAGGAGAUGGUGAGGACAGCGGGCUUGGAAGGAACAACCUGUCCUGGAGGCUUUAUUGUCGUGAUGAUCGUUACUCUGCCUGGUACAACGGUAGAGUAACAGUCAUCCCUCUCCCCCCCGCUGGCUCCACCAGAGUAGGAGUGUAUCUGGACCGGCCUGCUGGCUCUCUGUCCUUCUACAGAGUGUCCCCAAGUGGAGGAGGGUCCUCAGACACACUGACACACCUCCACACCUUCUGGUCCUCCUUCACCCAGGAGGACCUCCUCCCUGGGGUCGGGGUAUGGUGGGAGGGUGACUCAGUGUCUCUGUGUCGGUUGUAGACACACACACACACACACACACACACACACACA
Messenger RNA from Gadus macrocephalus (Pacific cod), 3711 nucleotides. RefSeq names its product NACHT, LRR and PYD domains-containing protein 12-like. Gene Ontology annotation, molecular function: protein binding. The record is from RefSeq and is a predicted model, not a curated record. Lineage: Eukaryota; Metazoa; Chordata; Actinopteri; Gadiformes; Gadidae. The transcript is spliced from 10 exons. The annotation marks the transcript as partial.